This is a messenger RNA of Poecile atricapillus (Black-capped chickadee), 5670 nucleotides long. It is a transcript of the gene CCP110, whose product is annotated as centriolar coiled-coil protein 110. NCBI's taxonomy places the organism in Eukaryota, Metazoa, Chordata, Aves, Passeriformes, Paridae. Gene Ontology annotation, biological process: centriole replication; centrosome duplication; regulation of cytokinesis. The record is from RefSeq and is a predicted model, not a curated record. The transcript is spliced from 15 exons. Bases 400 to 3441 code for a protein of 1013 amino acids. Gene Ontology annotation, cellular component: centriole.
GCGCUGGGGCCCGUAGUGCGGCGGCCCGGCCGUUGUGGCGGCGGUUGCCGGGGAGCGCUGGGGCAGCGCCGCGCCGAGCCCCGCGCCCCGCGCAGGUACCGAACCGUUGGGCGGCGCCCGGGGCCGUGCCGAGCGCUGGGGCCCGUGGGGAGAGCGCCGGAGCCCGGGGGGAGGCGAUGCAUCGGCCCCGGCCUGGGGCGGGCACGGUGCCCCGGAGCGGGCGGGCAGGAAUCGGCCGAAGCGGCGUGCGAGGGAACAAAGCGUUGUCAGGCCUUGCCAGGCGGUGCAGGGAUCGCUCCGGUGCCGACCGGCAGUGACAGAUAUUUCAGAUAUUUCAGAUAUUUGGGCGCUUUUAAGGAGACAAGGCUGCAAUUUAUUUUUUUUGUGGUCUUAGAUAAUAUGAAGAUGGAGGACUAUGAAAUAUUCUGUAGGAAGCAUCUUUCCAGAAUCCAAGAAGAGGCAAUAAAAGGAGAAACCUCUUUGACUGCUCAGAACAAAAAUAUCUCCUUCAUUCAAUUCUAUGGCAUCCCUGUGCUUUCCCCUCUGCUUAGCCUUGAAAAGAAAAAGGAAAUACAGCAGUAUAAGGAGAAAGCACUGGACCUAGAGACCAGGAAACGGGAGUCCCGGAAAAAAACUUUAUUGAAUCGUGUUCAGGAGAUUGUAGAAAAUGUCCAGAUGAAGAAAGGACCCAGCAUGACUGAUGUGAACACAUCAGAGGCUGAGAGUUCUUGCCCUGAUUUGGAUUCAAAGGCUUUGACUGACUUCACAGCUCUAUCAGAUACCAAUUCAGCAUGUUCUCCUGAAAAGCAUGGUUCCAUGAACCUGGAAAAGACACCAGAACUUAGACCAUCAGAUACUGCAGGGCAAACAACAUCAAAUGUGACAGAAGUAGUUAAAGCAGCAGAAGAAAAUGUUUCUUCAAAGCCAAGUAAGAGUCGCUUCUCAGAAGCCACGCCGUAUCCGAAGGCUGCAUCUCCUGACAAGGUGUGUAACAAGCUCCCAUCUCAUACUCUGCAGAAGCAGGAGGGACGAGUGGGGUCACCAUCAGAUGAGGAUGUCCAAGAUCCAUGUGUAAUGAGUCUUCAGAAUCUGAUAAAGAAGUCUAGGGAGUACAUAGAGAAAGAGCAAAGCAAGCGCACCUCAAAAAGCAGUUCAAAGAGGAGUACGAGUGAAAGUCAUUCGGAUAAAGAAAAUGAUGGUGUUAAAACAACCGAGUCUGUGAAAGACAGGGCAAAGUUUACAGGAAGAAGUUGCACUGCUCAGGCACUUGAUAAACCCAGUCUUAAUAAAUCAAAUACCCUUCUCCAAGGUGCCUCUACUCAUACAAAUAACACAAAUAUGUCCACUUUAUCCAGUUUUUCUAAAGUGGACAUACCUAUGAGAGUUGGAACACCUCCUUUGGUGGAUUCGGAUUCGGAUUCGGAAUUGAAGAAGAAUUCUGUGUUUGAGCGUGACAAUAGCAUUGUCAGGAGCCUCACAGGCUCUUAUGCCAAAUUGCCAAGCCCAGAGCCAAGCAUGAGCCCUAAAAUGCACCGACGGCGCCCCAGACCUUUAUCCAUGGGACACAUCAUUAUAAACAACCCUGUGAAUGCUUAUGAGUUAAGUCCUAAAGGCAAGGGUAGAGCAAUGGAUUUAAUCAUGCAAGAUAUUGCAGAUAAAAACAAUGUAUCUGAAUCGGUGCCAAAGUUCAUGGUGGACUUCACUACGGUUUGCCCUGGCAGAGUUCCUGCUGUCCCCAGGAGUUCUUCAGGCCCUUGUGAUGGGUUGGGGGCUGGCAAAGCGAAUCGCCAUUCCUUCGGGUUCUUUGAAAGCAGAGGAACAGUGUCGGCUACGGUGGAAGGACAGAUGGUGAUGGACAACAGAGGGCUGUUUAAAGUAGAGAGCAGUACUAGUAUGGCACCUCCAAAAGUGAAUGAGCCCUUUGGCAGCAGUCAGUCUGCAGUGGCACACAAGAUCCUGGCUGUGAAUGAAAUGAAACCAUCUACUUUGCCAGAAAACACAAAAUGUAAUUCUCCAAUGGAACUCAAUAAAUCUUUUGAUGUGGAAAAUCCAUCUCCACUACUAAUGCAGAGCAAGAAUGUGCGACAGCAGAUGGAUAAUACUCCAAAUGUUUCCCCAGCAAAUGAGCAGUUCCCAGAAAAUUUUGAAAAGGUAAAACGUAGACUUGAUUUGGACACCGACAACUGCCAAAAAGAAAGCAGUUCCUGUGUUCUAGGGGUUGGAAUGGAAGAACAAGAGAAGCAGUGGCUGCAAGAACAGAAAUAUCCUGUGGGAUCAGUUUACAUUACCAAGAAUGCAGUCCUUGAAAAUAUGGCAAAAGAAGAUAUUUUAAAAAAUAAAAUGCUGGCCUUUGAAGAAAUGAGAAAGAGACUUGAAGAACAGCAUGCACAACAACUGUCGAUUCUGAUAGCUGAACAAGAGAGAGAACAGGAGAAAUUACAGAAGGAACUGGAAGAGCAGGAGAGAAAGUUGAAAGGAAAGAAGGUUACUACAACGGAAAUAGAAAUUUCCAAAGUGAAUAUUAACAGUAGGAUGGAGUUGGAGUGGAGGAAAAAAAGUGAAAGUGGCUUGCUGGAAAGUGUGCAGUCUCAGCUGGAGACAGUCCAUAACACAAACUCCACCAGCAUUGGUUUUGCUCAUACAACACCCAGCACCUAUUCUUCAACAAGUGAAACUUCAUUUUAUCUCUGGGGACCAUCAGGUAGUGGAGUUAUAAAAACCUCAGUAUGCAGGCCAAGUAAUAGGAUCAAAACUAGGUGGACUCAGGUUUUCAGUCCAGAGAUACAAAUGAAGUUUGACAAGAUCACUGCAGUGGCAAAGGGAUUUCUCACCCGUAGACUCCUACAGACAGAAAAACUGAAGCAUCUUAAGCAAACUGUAAAAGAUACUCUGGAGUUCAUAAAAACUUUUCAGUCUGAAGCCCCAUUGAAAAGAGGAAAUGUGUCAGCACAAGAUGCAUCCCUUCAUGAAAGAGUAAUGGCUCAGCUACGAGCUGCUCUGUAUGACAUCCAUGACAUCUUUUUCACAAUGGAGGCAUCGGAGAGAAUGAAUAUUCUGCGUCACGAUCGUGAAGUUCGUAAAGAGAAGAUGCUCAGGCAAAUGGAUAAAGUAAAGAGCCCAAGAGAACGAGUGCCACUUUCAACAGCUACACAGAAAUCUCUGGACAGGAAAAAGUUCAUGAAGGCUUCUGAAAUGGGAAUACCAAGUAAAAAAGUAAUCAUCAAACAAAAAGCUCCUGAAAAUCGCAUACUUCAACCAAACCAAGGACAGAAUGCCCCAGUUCAUAGACUGCUUUGCAGACAAGGAACCCCUAAGGCCCCAGAGAAUGGGGCUGGGCAAAAUAGAAGGAAGGCCUCAGGGAGCAGAGUCUGUAACAAGUCUGUUUCAGGAGCAUAUGCAGGAAGAACCCAAAGAAAGAAGCAAAAUGUUGUGAUAAUUUAAGAAGACAACAUUCACUGGGAUAAAAUGUCUAUGUUUUAAUGAUGGCAUUCUCAGCACUGAUUUUUAAUAUUGCAUUUUCUUUACAUAUAUGUAUAUUUAGACAUUAUAAAUCUACUUUGUCAUUUUCAGAUGACACAUUAACACAAUCAUAUUGAAGCUGCUUUGAAGCUCUAAUGCUUGUGGGAAAACUGCAUGUUAGAACUUGUGUACAGACAAGUAUUAAUAUAUAAAAGAUUCAUAAUCUUGUUUAUUUAAAGACUACCACAGGGCAACAUGAAGGUAAUUUGUGACUUUUUCACACUUUCUAAUUCUAGUGUCUGACAUGCUUUUUGCAUUACUUGAAUUGCAAUUUCUGUGUAUAAAUGCCACCAUAAGUAAGUCAUGGGUAUUUAGUUUCAUACCAUAAAGUUAAAGCACCUGAUGUGAAAAAAAAACCCCAAACUUAAUUUAAACAAAAGUGAGCUUUCAAGUCAGUAAAUUUGUCAGGAGCUGUUUUGAAUGUACUUUCCUUAGGAAUGAGAUUGGUUCAAUUUCAGUACUAAAGGCCUUGUACCAAAUGUUUUGCAUUUCUGCUGAGCUGGACGGACAUGGUCCAGAUUCACUCGUGGGCUGAUGGACACAUACUUACACUGACCAAAAAUGUGCAUUUAUAUGUGUGGUAAAUCAAACCACUCUACUGAAAGAGCCCUGGGUUUUUAUUGCCCUGCUGUCUACUGCAUUUUCUUAUGGAAAGAACAUCUGUCUGAUAUGGAGAUGUGUAUGUUCUACAGAAACUUCAGAAGGUAAGAUUUUAACUGUUUUACCAUUUCAGACUUAGUUAUUUCAGUCUGUAAUAGUAAUUCAGAUAUGUUACAUUUAAUUGAUGAAAGUUGCAGUUUUUCUGAGCAGUUUAUCUUCUGCUGUGAUCUAACAGGCCCUUGUACUGAACUCACGAUUUCUGCAGGUGGGGAGCCCCUACCAAAUCCCAACACUUUAAUAUUUAUGGAUAUCUAACAUUAAAAGAUCAUGGUUGUGAUUUAUCUUAGUCUUCCAACUGAUUAAUAUUAUCCACCAGCUUGAGGAGAGCAUAAUUCUCCACCUUCUUUUAAUGAACUUGAGACAUGAUAUUAACAAAGUUCUAGAGGGAAAAGCUCGGCUGUAUAAUUUUUGCAGUGGAGAACUGAUUGACAGAAUGUAAAUUAAGUUAUAUUUUGUUACUUUCCCAGUGUCAAUACAAUACAACGCACUAAACUUUGGAGGCUUUGUAAUGUGUUGACAUGAUUGUAAGAGAAAAAACAUGAACUGAAAAGUUCAUUGUGGUAAAUAGCAUGAAAAAGGAACAUUAAUAAUGGGAUGAGGGCAGUACCUUCAUGGGCAGUGAUGAGUGGAUUGGCUUGACUGUGGCACCAGCCUGUGGCUUUUAUCUGCUACCGAGUCUGUCCUCUGCAGCACUUGAUGCUGUUCAGAACAGGUGCUUUAUACCAGGCACAAAGUUACCCAAAUGCCAUGCUUGGAAAAUGCAAAAACACUGCCCAAGCACCUUGAAGAGAGAUGCUGCUCGGUUUGUUUGAAAGUCUGGGACCGUGGCUUCCCCUAAAGGUGUAAGUAUGAGUUAACAGCAGUGGAAGACCUGCCUCCUUCACACAAAUGCUGUGGUGCUUUAAAAUCUCAGUUGUAAUACAGAAGAUGCCCGAGGCAAGUUGCCUGCUCACCCGAUGGGCAUCAAAGCUGUGUUUAGUUCCCAGCUUCCCUUAGGAGUGGAAAACAUCUCAGGAGAGGAGGAAUUUACAGUGACAAGAGCAACCUCUGUCACAGAUGACGAAAGGUGCUGUUGAUAGAGCAGCACUAAAGAUUGAUGUUUUAAUGGAUGUUUUAUGUGCUGUAUUUAUUAUUAGCAUAGGCAAUAUGUUGAUGCACAGAUAGGUUUAGUGUGUUAGUAGAAAUGAAUGUUUCCCUUCUCUUAGGGUUUCACAUCUAAACCUCUUGUUCUUCAAGCAUGUUUCCAGUGUGUAAUAAAGCAUUAUAGCACAAGGGUUUGUUUUUUUUUUUUUUAACUUUCAUGAGGCCUUUUUCUUGACAAGUGCCAGAAUUUGGUUUUGUACUUGCUGUUUUGUAUUUAUACAUAUUUAUCUUUUUAUUUCGUGUGGAAUUGUGGUACCAUUACAGAACUCUAUUUAUUUUUGUACUUUGUUUCAUUUUCACCAGUCUCGCUUUUUACUUAAAGCAUUCUGCACAAUAAACUCUAAAUCU